Leucoraja erinaceus (little skate) is the source of this 6596-nucleotide messenger RNA. Its product is annotated as flavin-containing monooxygenase 5-like. The transcript has 9 exons. Bases 163 to 1770 code for a protein of 535 amino acids. NCBI's taxonomy places the organism in Eukaryota, Metazoa, Chordata, Chondrichthyes, Rajiformes, Rajidae. Gene Ontology annotation, molecular function: NADP binding; N,N-dimethylaniline monooxygenase activity; flavin adenine dinucleotide binding. The record is from RefSeq and is a predicted model, not a curated record.
AGGGGAGAACAGUUGAUCAGUCACUAAUUUGUGGUGCUAAGUUAAUACUUACAAUUUACAUUCCAAAGUUUGCUUUGUGUAAAUAUUUAGACAGAACAUAACAGUUAAGUUGAACUUCGGACGUCAAAACCUGACACAACUGAGGAGCAAGACCACAAAAAUAUGAAGACCGCAAAGCGCAUUGCGAUUAUUGGGGCCGGAGCGAGUGGAUUAACAUCUGUAAAGUGUUGCCUUGAUGAAGGUUUACAGCCGACCUGCUUUGAAAGGAGCAAUGAUAUUGGUGGACUUUGGAACUACCAGGAGAACUCUUCCUUGGAGCAUCCAGGUAUUUAUAAGACGUUGAUCAUAAAUACCUCCAAAGAGAUGAUGUGUUUCAGCGAUUAUCUGAUUCCUGAUGAUUAUCCCAACUACAUGCACAAUUCAAAAAUCCUUCGUUACUUCAGGGCUUACGCUGAGAACUUCAAUCUUAUGAAAUACAUUCGACUGAAGACCAAUGUCUGCAGCAUAAUGAAGGAACAGGAUUUCUCUUCCAAUGGACAGUGGACCAUCACUACUAAAGAUGGAGACGGCAAUAUUGAAACAUCUGUUUAUGAUGCUGUUAUGAUCUGCACAGGACAUCAUUGUAAUCCACACACACCAUUGGAUUCCUUCCCUGGCAUAGCAUCUUUCAAAGGCCGAUAUAUCCACAGCAAGGAAUACAAGGAUCCUCAAUUAUUUGAAGGAAAGAAUGUCGUUGUGAUUGGGAUCGGGAAUUCUGGAGGGGAUAUUUCAGUCGAAAUCAGCCAAACUGCGAAACAGGUUUUUCUGAGCACUAGGAGAGGGUCUUGGGUUUUGAACAGGGUUGGGAGUCAAGGAUACCCAGGUGACAUGGUUUUUAAUCAACGUUCGGCCCAAUUGCUGAAGGAUCUCAUACCACAAUCCAUCUUGAAAUGGUUCGUUGAGCGAUCAUUGAACAAGAGAUUUAACCAUAUCAACUAUGGACUACAACCAGGCCACAGCAUUUUCAGUCAACACCCGAUGGUGAACGAUGAUCUGCCAAACCGUAUCAUAUCGGGCAGAGUUCUGGUCAAACCCAAUGUCAAGAGUUUCACCGAAACGACAGCCAUCUUCGCCGAUGGCUCAGUUGAAGAGAUCGACUUUGUGGUCUUCGCCACGGGGUAUACGUUUUCAUACCCAUUCCUGGAUGAGUCUGUGGUCAAGGUGGAAAAGAACCAGGUGGACCUGUACAAGCUCGUGUUCCCACCCGCAAUCACCCACCCAACUCUUUGUAUCAUUGGCCUCAUGCAACCGUUGGGAGCCAUCAUGCCCUUAUCAGAACUACAGGCUCGCUGGGCUACAAGGGUUUUCAAAGGGGAUGUCAAACUACCAUCGACAGCCGAUAUGAUGACGGACAUAAUGGCGAAAAAAGAAAAGAUGUCAAACAGGUACGUCAAAUCCCAACGCCACACCAUCCAGGUGGACUACGUCACUUACGCUGAUGAAUUGGCCGAUCUCAUAGGUGCCAGACCCAACCUGAAGAGUCUUGCUCUUCGAGAUCCAAGAUUGGCCUACCAUGUCUUCUUUGGACCAUGUACACCUUGCCAAUAUCGUCUAGCAGGUCCAAAGAGUUGGGGGAAAGCCAGGGAAGCCAUCUUGACCACGUGGGAUCGUGCUAUUCGACCAACCAAGACACGUACAUUGGUGCAAAGUCGUAGCAAUCUCCCAAUCCCUCUGUUCUUCAACGUCCUUGCCUUCCUGUUGGCUAUUUGUGCAAUCUUGUACUUUUUCUAGACAAUUGGCCUUGAGUUUAGUUUAGUUUGGAGAUACAACACGGAAACAGGCCAUUUGGCCCACCGAAUCAAUAGGGAAUAGGUGCAGGGGCAGGCCAUUCAGCCCUACGAGCCAGCACCGCUAUUCAAUGUGAUCAUGGCUGAUCAUCCACAAUCAGUUCCUGCCUUUUCCCCGUAUCCCCUGGCUCCGCUAUCUUUAAGAGCCCAUAUCUAGCUCUCUCUUGAAAGUUUCCAGAGAACGUGCCUCCACCGCCCUCGGAGGCACAGAAUUCCACAGACUCACCCUUCUCUGUGAGAAAAAGUGUUUCCUCAUCUCCGUUUUAAAUGGCCGAACCCUUAUUCUUAAACAGUGGCCUCUGGUUCUGGACUCCCCCAACAUCGGGAACAUGUUUCCUGCCUCUAGCGUGUCCAAACCCUUAAUAACCGUAUAUGUUUCGAUAAGAUCCCGUCUCAUCCUUGCAAAUUCCGGAGAAUACAAGCCCAGUCGCUCCAUUCUCUCAGCAUAUGACAGUCCCGCCAUCCCGGGAAUUAACCUUGUAAACCUACGCUGCACUCCCUCAAUAGCAAGAAUGACCUUCCUCAAAUUUGGAGACCAAAACUGAACACAACACUCCAGGUGUGGUCUCACUAAGGCUCUGUACAACUGCAGAAGGACCUCUUUGCACCCAUACUCGAUUCCUCGUGUUAUAAAGGCCAACAUGCCAAAACUGCACAAAAUACACCAGGUGUGAUCUCACUAGGGCUCUGUACAACUGCAGAAGGACCUAUGUGCUCCUAUACUCGACUCCUCUUGUUAUAAAGGCCAACAUGCCAUUCGCUUUCUUCACUGCCUGCCGUACCUGCAUGCUUACUUUCAUAGACUGAUGAACAAGGACCCACAGACCCCAUUGUACCUCCCCUUUUCCCAACUUGACACCAUUUAGAUAGUAAUCUGCCUUCCUGUUUUUGUUACCAAAGUGGAUAACCUCACAUUUAUCGAUAUUAAACUUCAUCUGCCAUGCAUCUGCCCACUCCCCUAACCUGUCCAAGUCACCCUACAUUCUCAUAGCAUCCUCCUCACAGUUCACACAGCCACCCAACUUUGCGUCAUCUGCAAAUUUGCUAAUGUUACUUUGAAUCCCUUCAUCCAAAUCAUUGAUGUAUAUUGUAAAUAGCUGCGGUCCCAGCACCGAAUCUUGCGGUACCCCACUAGGCACUGCCUGCCAUUCUGAAAGGGACCCGUUAAUCCCUACUCUUUGUUUACUCUGCCAACCACUUCUCUAUCCAUGUCAGCACUCUACCCCCGAUACCAUAUGCCCUAAUUUUGCCCACUAAUCUCCUGUGUUGGACCUUAUCAAAUGCUUUCUGAAAGUCCAGGUACACUACAUCCACUGACCCUCCCUUGUCCAUUUUCCUAGUUACAUCCUCAAAAAAUUCCAGAGUAUUAGUCAAGCAUGAUUUCCCCAUCGUAAAUCCAUGCUGACUCGGACCGAUCCUGUUACUGCUAUCCAAAUGUGUGGCUAUCUCAUGUUUUAUAAUUGACUCCAGCAUCUUUCCCACCUCCGAUGUCAGGCUAACUGGUCUAUAAUUCCCCGUUUUCUCUCUCCCGCCUUUCUUAAAAAGUGGGAUAACAUUAUCUACUCUCCAAUCCACAGGAACUGAUCCUGAGUCUAUAGACAUUGGAAAAUUAUCACCAAUGCGUCCACGAUUUCUAGAGCCACUUCCUUAAGUACCCUGGGAUGCAGACCAUCAGGCCCUGGGGAUUUAUCAGCCUUCAGCCCCAUCAGUCUAUCCAACACCAUUUCCUGUGGAUUUGCUUCAGUUCCUACGUCACCCCAGAUCCUCUGGCCACUAGUAUAGCAGGAAGAUUGUUUGUGUCCUCCUUAGUUAAGAUGGAGUUCGUGCCGACCAGCGAUCGCCCGUUCACAUACUAGUUUAGUUUAGAGAUCCAGCACGGACACAGGCCCUUCCCCACCGAGUCUGUGCCGACCAGCGAUCGCCCGUUAACACACUCAGUUUUCAAGUGCCUGUCUGUUCGAAAGGCCACGAUCGUAUCUGCCCCCACCACCACACAAGCCAAUUAUUCGGUCCAAAGAAGGGUCCCUUCUCCAGAGAUGCUGUCUGACCCGCUGAGUUACUCCAGCACUAAGUGUCUUUUUUAAAUAAUUUAUUUCAAAAUGUUUUGCUCUCAAUUAAUUCAUCUUAUGUCUUACAUCUAAAACAUAGCUGGUCUCAUUGAAAAUGUUUCCAAAUAUCUCCUAAUAAAUAUAAUAAAAGUAAGUUGUCUUAAAAUCUUGUUCAUCAGAAUAAGAUUUUAGAGAUACAGCGCGGAAACAGGCCCUUCGGCCCACCCAACACUACCCUACACACUUCCGCACACUAACACUACCCUACACACACACUGGGGGACAAUUUACAAUAUUUACCGAAGCUAAUUAACCUACAAACCCGCACGUCUGUGGAGUGUGGGAGGUAACCGGAGCGCCCGGAGAAAACCCACGCUGGUAACGGGGAGAUGGUACAAACUCCGUACAACCAGAUCUCUGAAGUUCCAGAGGAACCCCCGUGAAUUAAAAUCGUGAAUUAUUUCGAGAGGGUUUGUAUCCGGCAACAUGGAUAUACCAUUGAGGCUCUACAAGGCACUGGUCAGGCCACAUUUGGAGUAUUGCGUGCAGUUUUGGGCCCCGUAUCUGAGGAAGGAUGUGCCGGCUCUGGAGAGGGUCCAGAGGAGGUUUACAAGAGCGAUCCCAGGAAUUAGUGGAUUCAUGUACGAUGAGCGUUUGUCGGAGCUGGGCCUGUACUCGCUGGAGUUUAGAAAAACGAGGGGGGGGUCACACAUCAUUGAAACUUCACCGAACAGUGAAAGGCCUGGAUAGAGUGGAUGUGAAGGGGAUGUUUCCACUAGUGGGAGAGUCUAGGACCACAGCCUCAGAAUUAAAGGACGUUCCUUUAGGAAGGAGAUGAGGAGGAAUUUCUUCAGCCAGAGGGUGGUGAAUCUGUGGGAUUCGUUGCCACAGACGGCGGUGGAGGCCACAAGUCAGUGGAUAUAUUUAAGGCAGAGAUAGAUAGAUUGUUGAUUAGUGCGGGUGUCAGGGGUUACGGGCAGAAGGCAGGAGAAUGGGGUUAGGAGAGAGAGGUAGAUCAGCCAUGAUUGAAUGGUGGAGUGGACUCGAUUAGCCGAAUGGCCUAAUUCGGCUCCUAUCAAAUGAACUUGUGAACUUAAACCUGUAACAAGAGGAUUUGUGUAUAAGAGCAAAGAGCUCCUUCUGCAGUUGUACAGGGCCCUAGUGAGACCACACCUGGAGUAUUGUGUGCAGUUUUGGUCUUCAAAUUUGUGGAAGGACAUUCUUGCUAUCGAGGGAGUGCAGCGUAGGUUCAUUCCCGGGAUGGCGGGACUGUCAUAUGCCUAAAGAAUAGGUCGACUGAGCUUGUAUUCACUGGAAUUUAGGAGGAUGGCUAUCAGUACCUUACCUGCCAGGUAAGCUAAAUACAGUGGCAGACACCAGGUCACAUAAAUUUAAUGACAACAUCGAAUGGAUGUUAAACCCCAAAAAAUUUGCAAAAGCUAUCAAGCAAUAUGGCACGCCAGAUAUCGAUUUAUUUGCAUCAAGGCUAAAUCACCAGGUACCUAUGUAUGUCGCUUGGGAACCAGACCCUGAGGCAGCAGCGGUAGAUGCGUUCACGCUGGAUUGGGGAAAUUCUUCUUCUAUGCAUUUCCUCCCUUCUGCCUCAUCAGUUGGGGACUACGCACAAUUCAAAUGGACUCUGCUUCAGGUAUUUUGAUAGUACCCGACUGGCCUACGCAGCCAUAGUUCCCAAUACUCCAUGACAUGGUUGUUGAAACUCCGAUGGUGUUUCCCCAGUGACCCAGAGUUAUUAACUGCUCUGUCCAUAUAGUGCUGGGCUGCAGCAGAUGUUGAACGUGUGCCUCAGUAUGGCCUUGAUUAUGACAUAAAGUAUAACGCUAAGAAAAGCCGCAUAAUGAUAGUUAGAAGCGCUGAGGACAGCAAAUCAACUUUUCCGACCUUUUAUUUGUCAGACAGUCCUCUUUCAGUGUGUGAGGAAAUUAAAUACCUAGGUCAUGUCAUAUCCGAUGACUGGACGGAUGACAAAGACCUCUACCGACAGCGCUGUAAAAUUUAUUUUCAAGCUAACAUACUUAUAAGGAAGUUUUCUAUGUGCUCUGACUCUGUGAAGUGUUCCUUGUUCAGAACCUAUAUCACACCGUCAUAUACUGCUCAAUUGUCCUCAAACAAGAGGACAUGACUUCAGAAUUAAGGGACAGAAGUUUAGGGGUAAUAUGAGGGGGAACUUCUUUACGCAGAGAGUGGUAGCGGUGUGGAAUGAGCUCCCACUGGAAGUGGUGGAGGCAGGUUCAUUGGUAUCAUUUAAAAAUAAAUUGGAUAGGCAUAUGGAUGAGAUAGGAAUGGAGGGUUAUGGUAUGAGUGCAGGCAGGUGGGACUAAGGGGAAAAAAAUUUGUUCGGCAUGGACUUGUAGGGCCGAGAUGGCCUGUUUCCGUGCUGUAAUUGUUAUAUGGUUAUAUGGUUAUAUGGUUAUAAUUGUGGUCUAACUAUAAGAACAAGAGUAUGCAGAGGCUUAAGGUAUUGUAUUGUAUUGUAUUGUAUAUCUUUAUUGUCAUUUCCUGAGUAUUCGCAUACCCAGAGGAAACAAAAAAACGUUGCUCAACCAGUGUCCAUUCAGUGUGCAUGAAAAAUAAAUAGAAAUUAAAAAAAAAUACAUGUAUCAUGAACAAAUUUAACACUCUACUAAACAUACAACAGGCGUUCCGACCGGCAGCGGCACAACACUGGCUCUGCUGCAGUGUGGGGGUGUGUGUGCGAUACUUG